CCCAAACUCAACCUUCCCCCGCUCUCUCUCUCCUCCUCUUCUUCAUAAGCUUAACGGUCCCCUCCUGUUCUCUUACGGUUCUCCUUUUUUUUUUUUCCCUCGGAGAAGAGAAAAUGCCGUUAUCUUCCUCAUCAUCUGGUCUACUCGAACCUUCAUCUUCCAGGAAUAUCGGCUACUGCAGGAAACAGAAGUCUCUCGGCCUCUUGUGCUCCAAUUUCUUGGUCUUGUACAAUCGACAGGGAAUUGAGUCUAUCACUCUCGAUGACGCUGCUAUGAAAUUAGGUGUGGAAAGACGCAGGAUCUAUGAUAUUGUCAAUGUCUUGGAAAGUGUUGGGGUUCUCGCAAGAAAGGCAAAGAACCAGUAUUUAUGGAAAGGGUUUGGGGCAAUUGCAGAGGAACUGCAGAAACUCAAGGAAGAGGGCUUUAGGGAGAAUUUCUAUGCCUCGGAUGGGAACAGCAAUUAUACCAAAGUCUCAGAUUAUGUUGACGAGGAUGAGGACAGCCUUUCGAAUUCGAACACUGGAAGCCAGAACGAGAGUUCGAUUCCUAGUGGAAUUCCCAAUUCCACCGCAUCAUCAAAAACAGAUAACCGAAGAGAAAAAUCUCUGGGACUUCUAGCAAAGAAUUUUGUCAAGCUCUUUGUGUGCACUAAAGUGGAUUUGAUUUCUCUUAAUGAUGCUGCAAAAUCAUUGCUUGGGGAUGGACAUGCUUCGUCGCUAAUGAGAACAAAAGUAAGGCGGCUAUAUGACAUUGCAAAUGUGUUGUCUUCUGUGAAUCUUAUCGAGAAGACACACACUGUCGAUACCAGGAAGCCUGCAUUCAGGUGGUUGGGGUUGAGGGGAAAUAUGAAGAGUAGAACUGGUGAUGCUUCAGCUGUUGACGAAAGCAAGAAAAGGACAUUUGGAACUGAUGUUACAAACGAUAGGUUGAAGAGAAAUAGAGUGGACUCUUCUAUUAUUGAGGAUAUAAACCAGGAAAUGAAGAUACAAAAGCAAUUGAAAGUUGAAGGUCCAGUGUACCAGGAGCAGUCAAAACAGGGAUCAAAGAGCUACCAGUUUGGUCCCUUUUCUCCGCUAUGAGAGACCUUUUUGCUCAUUACAUGGAAGCAUGGAAGUCGUGGUAUACAGAAAUCGCCGAGAAAAAGCCACUGCAAAAAGUUUUGUAGAGCGGCACAAUGCCUUUUCAAAUUCAAUGUAGUACAGAACUGGAACUCUGAUUUUUUCAUUUUUUUUUCAUUUGAAACAAUGCAAUGAUGACCUCAUUGGCUGCAUUUCCUCUAUGCAUCAAAUCUGAAAUGGUCAUCCACUCAUCCUGAUACUUCACUUGUAUUGUACUGUUCACGGUCAUACAGUGCAACAAAGUGCAGACUUUGUUUGUUGCAAGGUUUGUAUCAGUCUUGAGUUGACUGUUGAUUCAUGGAAGAUAAAAAAAAUGAAAGAUUAGGUUCUACUGAAGUAGGGAUUUCUCAAUUUCUAGUCCUUGAAAUGUU
Molecule: messenger RNA, 1489 nt
Organism: Tripterygium wilfordii
Lineage: Eukaryota; Viridiplantae; Streptophyta; Magnoliopsida; Celastrales; Celastraceae
Product: E2F transcription factor-like E2FE
Exons: 11
Coding region: 114-1079 (321 amino acids)
Biological process (GO): regulation of transcription by RNA polymerase II
Cellular component (GO): RNA polymerase II transcription regulator complex
Molecular function (GO): DNA-binding transcription factor activity, RNA polymerase II-specific; RNA polymerase II cis-regulatory region sequence-specific DNA binding
Source: RefSeq, a predicted model, not a curated record